Molecule: messenger RNA, 1696 nt
Organism: Selaginella moellendorffii
Lineage: Eukaryota; Viridiplantae; Streptophyta; Lycopodiopsida; Selaginellales; Selaginellaceae
Exons: 8
Coding region: 1-1686 (561 amino acids)
Source: RefSeq, a predicted model, not a curated record
AUGGCGAGGCGCAUCGCGAAUCCAAGGUACUACCAAGGAGUAGUUGUCGUAGCCGCGGCACCGUCCUUUUGGGAGCUGCUAGUGCUGUGCGUUGUGGUGCUGGGCAUGCUCUCGUUCUUGGUGCUCUCGCCGCUCGUUUUCAAGUUCUGGAAGCGCAACACGCAGCAGCCAAAGGGACGACGAGCUUUCGCGCAGCGACGACAAUCCACACUCACAGCUUUCGCGCAGCCCAGCAGGGAGUGCUCGUUUUGCUGCAUCGACAUCAACUUGCUCAAGCUCAAGACAAUGUCCGGGAUUCGGAAUAUUGACUUUGGCCGGACUCCUGCUGUACGACCAUCGAGUAAUAACCCAAUCUUCUAUGCUCCUCGCAUCAGUGACUACGAAUACCUUCUUGACUACCAACACUCGAGAAUGAUGCCAGGUGUUGUUCUUGACUUCCAGAGCUCAAGAAUGGUGCCAGCGGUUCACAGCGGGUCCCUUGACACUGAUCUAGCUGAGCUGCCAAGGAGCGUUGUUCCACAGCCUCCAAUCACCUCGGAAGUUCGUUUGCCUUUGACAAUGCUCGACUUUGUGAUCCCUCCGGCUUUCAUGCCUGGUCAGCUGCAGCAAGAGCAAAGCCAUCACGACAUAACGACUGCCUCCAGCGUGAGCUCUGAGCCGCAGUUACUGCUGGAGAUUGACAAUGAAUUUCUCAAGCGCUUGGAGGUCGUCUCUGAGCUCCUUAUCGCAAGGUCAAUCCAGGAGUCACGCAUGGCCAUGGCUUGUGUUGGUUAUGGCCAGCUACAGUGUUUGCUCAUGAUCUUGCUUCAGCAGCAGAGUCAUGACGAUGGUGUGCUCAACACGUCCAAUGAGUUUUUACGUACGCUGGUAAAGCACACAAGAGAAGCCAAGUGUACAUUCCUCGACCUCAAUCAAGACAUAUCGGUCUCACAACUCUACGGUCAAGACUUUAUGCCUCUGCAGCGUCAAUCGGUGAUGAUCAAGGGAUUACGGAGCAAUGCAAUCUUCACGCUCCAGGUGAUUAGUGAGCCCGGCUUAAUUCCCGGAUGUGGUUCGAAGUCCUACAACUCUAGCGUAAGAAUACUUUCCAUAUUCCUUGGCUCAGUGGUUCCAAGUCCAGCAUACUCUUUUCCACUAAAUGUUGCGUUGCCGGAGCUGGCAAGUGGUGCUCGUUCUGUUCUUCGCAUCACCAGCGGCAUGGAAGCUCCUCUUCCUGGUCGGCCUGGUGCUCCACUGCUGCUCAACAAUCUAUGCUGUUCACGCUUUUCUGGUGAUCUUUCCUCGUGGACUUGUGUGGAGCUCCAGGUGCCGAGUUAUCCAUCACUGUUUGAGUUGGCGGUGCUCAAACUCAACGCAGUUAUUCCGCAGCCUCCAAUCACCCCACUGCUUAUCAAGCUAGUCUGCGUCAACUUCCAAGGAGAUUACAAUACUACUAACUUUCCAGCAAUCUGCGAGCGGGAAGUACAUCGCGACAUUGUGCCUGAGAGAGGAAAACAAGAAGCUCCUUGGUUCCUUGGUGCUCGGCUGCUGCUCAACGAUGAUGAAAGCCCUCCAUGCUCUUUACGGUUUUGUGGCGCUCUUUCCUCCGGGACUUGUGUUGAGCUCCAGGCGCCGAUUUAUCCAUCAUUAAUCGAGCGAGCGUUACUUUAUGAACCAUAUCCGUCUUGGACGUUCUGGACGCUCUAACUGAACGAUU